AUGGCUAGGUCUUCGAAUGCGAUAGCUGGCAUGGGCUGGAAGGAGAUAUCCAAAGUUCAGUGUAUCAGACACGGUUUAAGACUCAGCCCUGGAUCUGGGUCACCGAGUGUCGAGGCUUCUUCAAUUCCAUUCCGUUCGCUCGAAUGGCAAAUUAUGGAGCUGUUUUUGCGUGAAUCAGAUCUGCUACUUUUCCCGCUAGAGCCACCGAUCAGCGGCUCGGUGGACACGGCCAACACCCACGAUGAUCAGAAUCAGACACUCACGCAGGUCCAGACUUCAGAUACAAGAAUGACAAAGGCCUAG
This is a messenger RNA of Penicillium cinerascens, 303 nucleotides long. RefSeq lists its product as uncharacterized. Bases 1 to 303 code for a protein of 100 amino acids. Lineage: Eukaryota; Fungi; Ascomycota; Eurotiomycetes; Eurotiales; Aspergillaceae. The transcript has 3 exons. The record is from RefSeq and is a predicted model, not a curated record.